CAUUUCUGUGUGGCGCUGCGUUCAAUCAACCUCGAACUUACACAAUGGAUUUUGAGUACAAAAUUUUGUGCUGCAACGUGGCAGUCGAUGUGGCCAUAUUAUGCUCAUUAGAGAUAAUUGUCAUUGUGGCCACAUAUUUAACAGGCUUCAAGCACCCUUUAAUGACAUGCCAGUCAUUCAAUGUUUCAAUUCUUGAACGUUAUAAUGAGCCUACAGUACUUUCUCAACAUAAAAUAUGCACAACCAAUGGUCCCCUUGUUUUCUGGAUUAUUAUUCACCUUUUCACUGAUCUAAUGGCACUGAUCUCAAUCUACACAAAAAAUACAAAACUUCUUCUUGGCUUCCUGGUUGUGACGUCCAUGGAUCUACUCGUAUCACUUGCUUAUGUCGUUGUACUGCUUGCUUUCAUUGUACUCAAUGAACAGAUUGACAAAGUUAUGAUAAUGUUCAUGGGUGGAAUGGUCCUCUUCAAAAUUUACGAGAUUCUUACUGGACGGCGUCUUUAUUGGUAUCUUCUCUGGCUUCAAGACAACAUGAUGGCUCCCCGUUCAGCGCUUAUUAAGAAUGAUGAUAACAGUGUUUUUCAGUUUUGAGUGAAAACUGAUUUUUCUUUUAACGAUUUAAUAAGUUUUCAAUAAUAUUUUGUUUUUCUAAUCCGUUUGUGUUCUUUCAUAAAAGAUUGCUAAACACUU
This is a messenger RNA of Caenorhabditis elegans, 692 nucleotides long. RefSeq names its product Inner membrane protein (gene F23H12.7). The transcript has 4 exons. Bases 45 to 593 code for a protein of 182 amino acids. NCBI's taxonomy places the organism in Eukaryota, Metazoa, Nematoda, Chromadorea, Rhabditida, Rhabditidae. The record is from RefSeq and is marked reviewed.